Neoarius graeffei (lesser salmon catfish) is the source of this 1028-nucleotide messenger RNA. RefSeq names its product peptidylprolyl isomerase H (cyclophilin H) (gene ppih). Bases 120 to 653 code for a protein of 177 amino acids. The transcript has 9 exons. The record is from RefSeq and is a predicted model, not a curated record. Gene Ontology annotation, biological process: protein folding; protein peptidyl-prolyl isomerization. Gene Ontology annotation, cellular component: intracellular membrane-bounded organelle. NCBI's taxonomy places the organism in Eukaryota, Metazoa, Chordata, Actinopteri, Siluriformes, Ariidae. Gene Ontology annotation, molecular function: peptidyl-prolyl cis-trans isomerase activity.
GAAUGUCCAUUCAGGCUUGCCGUAAUGUUCCUUUUUUGAAUGAGUUGAACCAUCUGUUCGGUUAAAACCAGCAAAAUAAGGCUUUUAUAUUUGGUUUCACUCUCCAUUAACGCUUCAUUAUGAACGUACAACCUUCAAAUCCCAAUAAUCCCAUUGUGUUUUUUGAUGUGACAAUCGGAGGACAGGAUGUUGGAAGAAUGAAGGUUGAGCUGUUUGCAGAUGUUGUUCCCAAGACUGCUGAGAAUUUUCGGCAGUUCUGUACAGGGGAGUUCAGGAAAGAUGGUGUUCCUAUUGGAUACAAAGGAUGCACGUUCCAUAGGGUUAUUAAAGACUUCAUGAUUCAAGGCGGCGACUUUGUAAAUGGAGAUGGCACAGGGAUCUGCAGCAUCUACAGAGGUCCAUUUGCAGAUGAAAACUUCAAACUGAAACAUUCUGCUCCAGGCUUACUGUCCAUGGCAAACAGUGGCCCAGGAACAAACGGCUGCCAGUUUUUCAUCACCUGCACAAAAUGUGACUGGUUAGACGGAAAGCACGUAGUGUUUGGCAAAGUUGUGGACGGCUUGCUCAUCAUGAGAAAAAUUGAGAACGUGCCUACAGGACCAAACAACAAACCCAAACUACCCAUCGUCAUCGCCCAGUGUGGAGAAAUGUGAUCCCCCCCAUCUUUCCUUAUUGUUCACAUGUACACAUCAGUUUAUUAUAUUCAUGUCACCUAAAAGAGAAAUGUUAAAAUCAAGAUUGUUUUCUGACAUUACUGUAAUUUACAUCAUCACUGUGCUCUACAGUAUCUUACUUACAAAUUCCGACACGAAUAACUGUGACGUGCGCCUAUAAGUUUAGAAAGAUGAUUUCACAAACAUGGUGAGAGAAAUACAGAAGACAAGUGUCUCCUGUUUCUCUUGAGGCAUAAGAAGAAUACUUUCAUUGUCCAUCUUUUGGAUCACUUUACAGUUAACUAUUCACAAUGUUGUCUGACUGCAUUCUCUGCCAAGUAUCCUGAAUAAAUUUCAGCUUUUUUUGUAAGAAAA